UAGACAACUUUAUUACUUGGAGUGACUAUUUCGAUAGGUAAUAAUUCUGAGUUAUCGGAAUAUCUUUUUUUAAACUUUCACAACAUCGAAAUGGGUGAAUGGGAUUGUUGCGAAAAUCUAAAUUUACCUCCAUGCGUUUGGUUUGAAGGAGGAGAUAAAAGAAACGCCAUUGUUUCUAUGUUAGCUGGAUUAUUGUUUUUCGCUGGCUGGUGGUGUAUCAUAGACGCAGCUAGCGUACACAAAAAUAUUUUAGCCGGUUAUCAUAUGUGUGGAGUUGUAGGAACCAUAUCCUUACUUAUGGUAAACUCGGUAUCCAACGCUCAGAUGAGAGGCGAUGUAUAUGAGGGAGGGUGUUUAGGUACAAGAGGUACAAGAAUUUGGCUAUUUUUAGGUUUUGUAAUGGGUUUCGCUGCCGUAAUAGCAUCUUGUUGGAUAUUGUUUGCUGAUUUCAUGGUAGAUGGUAAACGUUGGUCUGGUGUUGCCCUUUUUCUUCAAAACGCUUUGAUAUUUAUAGCUUCGAUAAUAUAUAAAUUUGGAAGAUCUGAAGACUUGUGGGGUUGAUUAUUCGGAUAUAAAUAACGUAGGAUAGUUUAAAUGUCAAAAUGGAGGUAAAUCUAUUCAACAUUUUAUGAUUUAUACAAUUUUUUUUUGACGCAGAUUUACUAUAACAAAAAUAAAUGAUGCAACUGCAAUAUUUUCUGAAAA
Diorhabda carinulata is the source of this 705-nucleotide messenger RNA. Its product is annotated as transmembrane protein 50A. The transcript is spliced from 5 exons. Bases 91 to 561 code for a protein of 156 amino acids. Gene Ontology annotation, biological process: protein targeting to vacuole; late endosome to vacuole transport via multivesicular body sorting pathway. The record is from RefSeq and is a predicted model, not a curated record. NCBI's taxonomy places the organism in Eukaryota, Metazoa, Arthropoda, Insecta, Coleoptera, Chrysomelidae.